AUGGUUUCUACUGAAGAAGAAUUGCGAGUUUGGAAGGUAGAAGAUCUUAAGAAGUAUCUGUCAGACAGAGGUGUUCCCUUGAACACUAAGAACUGCAGAAAACCACAGCUUAUUGAAAAAGUUAUUUUUGCUGAAAAGCUCGAACUUCCAACAUUGCCUUCUCAAGCUGUUCGAAAAUCUGAAAUUGACCUCAACCGGAGCAAAAUUUUAUUCGUUGAUGGCGUGCAGUUUCCCUUUCCUGAGACAAUUGGCUCCCACUGGCUCGAAGGAAGUGAAUACUAUCCUGACCUUACAUUUGAUGUUAUCAAAAAAUAUGCAGAAGCAAUGGAAUCCUUGAAAGCCUCCAAGGAAGGACAGAACCUUCAGACAUCUGGACAUGUAAAGUCAGUGUUUUUUAAUAGAAUUACAGAUUGUAUUAAAUAUUGCUUUAUAAAAGCAUUAGUUGUGCCUCAGACACGUAUAUCUGAUGCUCCUUAUACUGUUUGGGUUAGUCUACGGACAGAUGCCUCUUCCAUUUUGGCUAGUGAAUGUGGAUGCGUGGCUGGUUACAGUAACUCAUGCAAGCAUGUAUUUGCUUUGCUAUAUUACAUCCUUGCAGAAGUUAGACUUGGCAACAACAGGUCUUGUACUUGCAAGAAACAGCAAUGGAGUGUAAGAACAUACAAGAAGAAUGAAAAAAUCCACGAGCCUAGUCAAAUGUCUUCUGUUAAAAUUUUGCAUCAUCAUCCAGAAAAUGAUGACUGCAUUCAAACCCCAUCAAGAAGUGAAUAUGAGCCCCGUUCCAUCCAAGAUUUAAAUGUUGCCUUUACCAAAGCUGACUGGGAAGCUGUUCUCCAAUUUGUUAACACAACAAUGAAGAGUUCCUUAACAUCCUCUUCCCAAACUGUUCUGCCCCCUUCUACAUUGCCUGAGAUCGCUUCUAAGUGUCAAGCUGAUUGUUUUCAUGCAGCAUUGAAAUUACACCGGUCUGCUGCUGAAUUGAAAAGAAUAAAUGCAAUCACUGCUGAUCAAGCAUCCUCAGAAAAAUGGUUCCAGUAUCGUCAUGGUGUAAUAACAGCAUCUUCUGCACAUGAAGUUUUGGUAAAAGUUGAUGACAACCAUCAAAUUUUAAAUUUAUCAUCAUCCCAAAAUCUAUGUGCAAAAAUUUGCAUGUAUAAUCCUUCUGUUCAUAGUGCAUCAUUAAACUGGGGGAAGAAUAAUGAAAAGUUUGCCUUCAAAAGGUACACCAGAAAGAACAGAACAAAGCACAAACACUUUUCAAGUAAAACUACUGGUUUGUUCAUUUCUGAACAGUUGCCUUUCCUGGGAGCCAGCCCUGAUGGAGUUAUAAGCUGCAAAUGCUGUGGAUUCGGUGUUUUAGAAAUAAAAUGCCCAUGGAAGAGCCGUGAUUUAAAUAUUGCAGACUAUCUCAUGCAGCCAGAGUCAUGCUUGUCAAAGAAUGCUGAUGAAAUAUUUUUGAAGCCUGCACAUAAAUACUACACACAAGUUCAACAUCAGAUGUUUGUCACUGGUGCAGAAUAUUGUGAUUUUUAA
This is a messenger RNA of Rhopilema esculentum, 1533 nucleotides long. The record is from RefSeq and is a predicted model, not a curated record. NCBI's taxonomy places the organism in Eukaryota, Metazoa, Cnidaria, Scyphozoa, Rhizostomeae, Rhizostomatidae.